AUGGAGUCCCUAAUACCAGUUAUGAAUAAAUUACAAGACGUUUUUGCCACUCUCGGUCAUCGGGAGGAUCAAAUCCAACUUCCACAGAUCGUCGUCAUUGGUUCACAAAGUGCAGGAAAGAGCUCGGUGUUGGAGAGCCUUGUUGGUCGGGAUUUCUUACCUCGUGGGACGGGGAUUGUAACUCGGAGACCGCUCAUACUUCACCUCAUACAUACCCCAACGGGUGACGAACACAUAGGAAAUGAAUCCGGCGGUCACACUGUCAGUGACGAUUGGGCAAUGUUUGAUCACACUGGCAGCAGAAUUUUUACAGAUUUUGACGAAAUUCGAAGAGAAAUAGAGACCGAGACGAACAGGCUUACGGGUUAUAAUAAAGGCAUUUCUCCUGUACCAAUUAUACUUAAAAUAUACUCGAAGAAUGUUGUCAACUUGUCUCUGGUUGAUUUGCCCGGAAUCACUAAAGUUCCUGUUGGUGAUCAGCCUCCAAAUAUCGAGGAACAAAUUCGUGAGAUGUUAUUUACCUAUAUCUCCAAUCCUUCAUCGAUCAUACUGGCUGUUACUCCAGCAAAUCAGGAUUUUGCAACUUCUGAGCCUAUUAAAAUGGCACGUGAAGUCGAUCCUGAAGGACAACGAACGUUAGCAGUUUUAACGAAGCUGGAUUUAAUGGAUCAAGGAACGGAUGCGAUGGAUGUGCUGAUGGGCAGAGUUGUUCCCGUGAAACUAGGCAUCAUUGGUGUUGUAAAUCGUUCUCAACAAGCUAUUAUCGAUAAGAAACCAAUUGCUGACGCGAUAAGGGAUGAGUUGUCCUUUCUUUAUCGGAAAUAUCCUACACUUGCCAGUCGGAAUGGAACUCCUUAUCUUGCAAAGAAAUUGAAUCUACUAUUGAUGCAUCAUAUUCGUAACUGCCUACCGGCACUGAAAGCUCGUGUGUCAAUUAUGCAUGCUCAGUGUCAAGCUGAUCUUCAGGCGUUUGGAGAGCCAGUAGACGACAAGAGUAGAACACUUUUGCAAAUCAUUACGCGAUUCGCUGCAGCUUAUACUUCUACUAUUGAAGGGACUUCUCGAAAUAUUGAAACGGCCGAACUUUGCGGUGGUGCCCGUAUUUGCUUUAUUUUCCACGAAACGUUCGGAAAAUCAUUGGAAUGUAUUAAUCCACUUGAGAAUCUCAAUGAAAUGGAUAUUUUGACAGCAAUUAGGAACGCUACCGGCACUCGUCCCGCGCUUUUUGUGCCGGAAGUGGCUUUUGAGUUGCUUGUUAAGCGACAGAUACAACGACUGGAAGAACCCAGUUUGAGGUGUGUAGAACUUGUUCAUGAAGAAAUGCAACGGAUGGUUAAACACUGCGGUAUCACAACACAGCAGGAAAUGCAACGAUUCCCUCGGUUGUAUGAUAAGAUAAACGAAGUUGUGAGUGGAGUGCUGAAGAGUCGGUUACGUCCAACUAACGAAAUGGUGUCAAACCAAGUGGCGAUUGAGCUAGCGUACAUAAAUACCAAACAUCCCGAAUUUGUGGGAGAAGCGAAUAGGACGCUGGUGAAUGCCGAAGAGACUAUCUCGGACAGGAGUCGAUCUCGACAACGAACAUCUUCAAACAGUGAGCGUGCGUCAAGUGCUCAUGCUGAACAGGUAAAAGUUUCAAAAGCAACUCAUCUUCUCCCAGAGGUGCCUGAGAAACCUAUUGCUAGACAACUGACUCAGAAUGAACGAAAGGACUAUUUAAUUAUUGAACGCUUAAUUCGCAGAUACUUCAUGAUCGUCCGUAAAAAUGUUCAGGAUAGUGUACCUAAGGCUAUCAUGCACUUUUUGGUGAACUACGUCAAGGAUAAUUUACAAUCUGAACUGGUCCGUCAAUUGUACAAACCAGAUUUGUUGGAAGAGUUACUUGCCGAAACUGUUGAUAUGGCCCAACGAAGGAAAGAGACGCUGGAGACUUUGAAGGCGCUGAAUCAGGCCAGCCUAAUCAUUAGUGAAGUACGGGAGACCCAGCUGUGGUAG
This is a messenger RNA of Angiostrongylus costaricensis, 1995 nucleotides long. The record is from the annotation of a GenBank genome assembly. Lineage: Eukaryota; Metazoa; Nematoda; Chromadorea; Rhabditida; Metastrongylidae.